Molecule: messenger RNA, 843 nt
Organism: Letharia columbiana
Lineage: Eukaryota; Fungi; Ascomycota; Lecanoromycetes; Lecanorales; Parmeliaceae
Exons: 3
Coding region: 1-843 (280 amino acids)
Source: RefSeq, a predicted model, not a curated record
AUGAAGAUCCCUCUACUCGACGCCCUCUGUUCUUCUUUCUUAUCCAUCACCAACUCCCUCCUCCCAAACCCACCGUUCAGCAAUUUUCAGUUUACACAAAAGCCAGAAUACAACAUGGCGCCGGGACAACUACCUCGCCCACCACGGCAACCGAACCAUCCACCUUUUCCUGACCCGACUCAACACAAGGGGCAGGAACGGGUGCAUCGCCUGUCUUCGGAAGCAUACCAAGCAUUCCGCCUUCGCAUGGAUAUGCAACAUCAAUUCUGGCUCCAGCGUACCAAGGACCACUUCCAUCAACUUAUCAUGUGGGCGGAGCGUCAACCGUCGAACGGAACCGUGCGCAAGGUCGAACGCCCCAAUGACGAGGAUCGUUUUGCCGUGGCCUAUGGCACCGGCCCUGAUCCUGAUUUACGGGAUCUACUGGAGAUCAUCUUCAUCAACCAUGGCGAGGUGAGCUUGCAACAUGAUGGUCGCGAUUCAACUGGCAAGCACUGGAUCAAAUGCUUCGGUAAAAUGCAACCAGGUUCUCUCGAGCGACCCACCGAAAAAGCCAUCGUCUGCGUUUCUUCAAAGCUGGAAAUGGCGACCGUCCCGCGACCUCGGACACGGGGGGUGCCCGGAAAAGGGAAGGAAAAGGCGACACGUGAUGGCGAUGAGUGGCCUCCUCAAGUCCCAGGCGUGGUGAAGGGAGCUCCUGAAAAUUUGUUUUCGCUACCGUGGUUCAAGCAGUUACCCUGGUUGGAGCCCGGUGUGGCGGAAGUGCUUCGAGAGAAGAUGGAGGCCGAAGAGUUUCAGGCUGAGCGCUGGGAGCAGUUAGCGAGGAGACGUCGAAGGGGUUGA